This is a messenger RNA of Betta splendens (Siamese fighting fish), 5078 nucleotides long. RefSeq names its product solute carrier family 17 member 6b (gene slc17a6b). Gene Ontology annotation, cellular component: synaptic vesicle membrane; excitatory synapse. Gene Ontology annotation, biological process: regulation of synapse structure or activity; neurotransmitter loading into synaptic vesicle; synaptic transmission, glutamatergic. Gene Ontology annotation, molecular function: L-glutamate transmembrane transporter activity; neurotransmitter transmembrane transporter activity. The record is from RefSeq and is a predicted model, not a curated record. The transcript has 12 exons. Bases 801 to 2546 code for a protein of 581 amino acids. Lineage: Eukaryota; Metazoa; Chordata; Actinopteri; Anabantiformes; Osphronemidae.
AUAUACGGUGCUUACUGUACUUGUUAUGUUUACCCUGUUUUAAAAGGCUAAAUUAAAAAAGGAAAAUCAAAUAAGAGAAAUAUUACAGUAAAUCGAAGAGUUUAAUGUUCAGCCGGGAAAUAAAGCGAGGGAUUCGACAAUGAAACAUUCCGUCUCGCUGCUCUCACCGUGGUAUAAAAUUACUAGAAGCCGACUUUUGUAGCCUUUACACAGCAGAACGUUAUAUUGUUGCGCUGGCCCUCAGUAGCCCCCAGCAGCUGGCCAGAUGUUGGACGCGGAGUCGCUGUCGCUGACCUCGGUGCUGAACACGACGUCAGAUGAACCUGCGCUCACCACAGGAGACACGAUCCAGCCUCACUCCCUCUUUGAUUUACCGAAGCCACUCCAAACACCCACUGCUGCUUUUUAAACUUUGAGCUUUUUUUAACCGGUAAUUUUGUCGCGCACACAGAUCUGUAUCGCUCGGAGACGCCGGUUAUCAGUUCAUCUUCUUUUGGUUUUCGUCGUGAUGGCACUUGACGCGGCUACUGUACGCCAGCCUGGAGAACACUCGGUGGUGGAUGAAAGCGCACAGCUCGUUUGAUUCCGUCUUUAGCGCGAAGGGGUUUUCGCUUUAGCACUUUUACUGUGAAAAGGAAGACAAUCUGUGGGAUCGUCGCAUCCUUGGUUCAGAGUUAAUAUAAUUUCGUUUGCUGCUUUCCUUAUAGCCGCUGCAGUAGGCCAUACUGUGCCGUAAUAAUAUGACGAAUAAGCAGUAAAUUAAAUAUUGAAAAAAAUAGGUCUAAAUACAAAAGCGGGAUAUGGAGUCGGUGAAGACGAGAGCCGCGGCGGGGGCGAAGGAAUUUGCAGGGAAGACCCUCGGCCAUAUGUACAGGGUGAUAGAGAGGAAGCAGAAGACUGGAGAUGUGAUCGAGCUGACAGAGGACGGGCGGCCCCGGGAGGCCGCGGAGAAGAAGCCGCCGCUGUGCGACUGCAGGUGCUUCGGUCUGCCUCGCCGCUACAUCAUCGCCAUCAUGAGCGGACUGGGCUUCUGCAUCUCCUUCGGCAUCCGAUGUAACCUGGGCGUGGCCAUAGUGGGCAUGGUCAACAACAGCACCAUCCACCAGAACGGCAAGAUCAUCAUCAAAGAGAAAGCCAAGUUCAACUGGGAUCCAGAGACAGUGGGGAUGAUUCACGGAUCGUUUUUCUGGGGCUACAUCGUGACACAAAUCCCGGGAGGAUACAUCUCCUCCAGGCUGGCAGCGAACAGGGUAUUUGGUGCAGCCAUCGUUCUAACCUCCACGCUCAACAUGUUCAUUCCCUCGGCUGCCAGGGUCCAUUAUGGCUGUGUCAUUUUCGUCAGGAUAUUACAAGGGUUGGUGGAGGGCGUGACCUAUCCAGCCUGUCACGGUAUCUGGAGUAAGUGGGCUCCUCCGCUGGAAAGAAGUCGCCUGGCCACCAUCUCAUUCUGUGGCUCUUAUGCUGGUGCUGUGAUAGCGAUGCCUCUGGCAGGAAUCCUGGUUCAGUAUUCUGGCUGGUCCUCUGUCUUCUAUGUAUAUGGGUGCUUUGGCAUCUUCUGGUACAUGUUCUGGAUCCUUGUAUCUUAUGAGAGCCCAGCUGAACAUCCAACCAUUACCGAUGAGGAACGUUGCUAUAUUGAGGAGAGCAUUGGAGAGAGUGCUAAGCUCUGUGGACCUUCUGAGAAAUUCAAAACCCCAUGGAGAAAGUUCUUUACCUCUAUGCCUGUCUAUGCAAUCAUUGUGGCCAACUUCUGCAGAAGCUGGACGUUUUACCUGCUGCUGAUCAGUCAGCCUGCGUACUUUGAGGAAGUGUUUGGCUUUGAGAUAAGUAAGGUUGGUGCACUGUCUGCCCUUCCCCAUUUAGUGAUGACCAUCAUCGUGCCCAUUGGCGGCCAGCUGGCUGACUACCUGCGCAGCAGAAAUAUCCUGUCAACUACCACUGUCAGGAAAAUCAUGAACUGUGGAGGAUUUGGCAUGGAGGCCACAUUGCUGCUGGUGGUAGGAUAUUCGCAUAGCAAAGGGGUGGCCAUCUCCUUCCUGGUUCUGGCAGUGGGCUUUAGUGGAUUUGCUAUAUCAGGUUUUAAUGUCAACCACCUGGACAUUGCUCCACGCUAUGCCAGUAUCCUAAUGGGGAUCUCUAAUGGGGUGGGCACUCUGUCUGGAAUGGUGUGCCCACUGAUUGUUGGUGCAAUGACAAAAAACAAGACUCGAGAGGAGUGGCAGUACGUGUUCCUGAUUGCCUCCUUGGUGCAUUAUGGGGGCGUGGUGUUCUAUGGGAUCUUUGCAUCGGGAGAAAAGCAGCCAUGGGCCGACCCAGAACUUACCAGCGAAGAGAAGUGCGGCUUCAUUGACGAGGAUGAGCUGGCGGAGGAAACAGGUGACAUCACUCAGAGUUAUGGUGCAUUUGGAGGUCCGGCCAAGACGUAUGGUGCCACCACGCAGGUAAACGGAGGCUGGGCGACUGGCUGGGAGAAGACGGAGGAGUACGUCCAAGAGGAGGCGCAGGGAGGAAGCUAUGGAUACGGGCAGGAUGAGCGAUACUCCUAGACCAAAAACAUAUUUGCUGACACAUUAGUAGAUUUAUUUUCCCCAGUGUGCAUAUGUUUAGUCAUUAGGAAAAAGACAAAUGAGAAACACUACAACUAUUGUUGUCAUUUGCACAAACAAAUAUAAAAAACAUUUAACAUAUAUGAAUAAACCUAUGUACAAAUUGCUAAAAUAUAUAGAAUAUUUGAAGAUAUCUGAAUAAUAGAGGUGUUAAACAUAUCAAAUUGGCAGUCUGUAAAUGUAUUAAUAUACAUAUUGAUAAUAGAUAUAUUUAUUUGGAGUGCAAUUGUGUGUAAAUGUGAAGAUUUUUGUCCCAUCAGCUAAGGUCUUCUUAGCAGACUGACACCUUUAGGGUUACACCUAGAAGUUGCCCAUCAGAACUGACAAAACGUGUAACUGAGAAACUGUUACAGUACAACGUCAGCCAUUACAGUGUAUAGAUAUGUCACUGCACAGUGCACACAGAAAGUAGACACUUUGUUCAUAUAGACUGUACUGUAUCUCUCCUAAAUGCACUAAAAGUAGUGUUCUUUUAAUGCACCGUACUGCUUUUGUUUUCUGUCAUCAGCUUCUGUGUGUGUAAAUCAGAGUCUCCAACAUGUAAGUGAGCUGGUGUAGAGGUUUGAUAACUUGUGUUGCCUGUUUGGUUACACAUUGUAAAAGGUAAAGACAGAUUGUUCCAUUUCUAAGAUCCAUUUUCUAACUUUAACUUUCAACUGCAACGAUAUCAAGUUUAGCAUUUGAAGCCCAUCAAAUCUCAGCAGUGUAGUGCAGGAGUAAAGCCAUUUUCAUGAUUAUAUACUGACUUUUACUGGAAGUCUAGUUGUACCAAUGCAUUACUUAAAACAAUAUAUAUUUUGUUGGAAGGAUGGAUUUGUGACUUUAUGAAGGGUUUGUGCAAUGAUUUUGGGGAGUACAGUCCAGCCGUAAUCAGUAUACAGGAAGAAGCAGCCUAUUUCACAACAAACCUGCAAUUUAGUUCAAUGAGGGAGAUACACAUACAAUUAUCUGAAACCAAUCAACCAAUAGCUCUAGUUUAAUCAGCUUCCCUAACAAGGCUAGAUAUGGUUUGAUCAAAUUUGAUUGACAGCAAUAUAGAAAACCCAGCGGUUUUCAGCAGCAUCUGAAUCUGAAUCAAACCGAGACAAGUAGCUUUGCCAUGUGAAAAAAACAAAACGCCGGCAGUAACUUGUCUUCGGUCUUACUUGAAAGCCACAAAGCGAUGCCUUUAAAUCUACAUUUUAAAACUAAAACAAAAGGAACAUUCUCAAACAAGUAUUUGAAUGUUUACAUACAUUUAUCUAUAAUUAGUAUAAGGUCCACCAACAGAGAAGGUUUCUAUUUCUAGUUAUAGGGAACAAACAGUCCAAUUUAGACAAAACAUUUGCCGUUUGUCCAUUUUAUUUGCUAAUGCGAACGAGAUGAUCUGAAUCAACAUGUUCUAUAGGAGCCUGGUGAACAGUAUUUUGGAUCCUGACUAGAAAGAACAAGCCAACACACCAUGCCUCCAAAGUCUGUUUCAUUCUGCACUUACAUUGACAAGGUCUGACGGGACCAAUUCUGUUUAAUUUGUCACUUCUCUGUGAAGAACCUAAGUCAGCACUUCACAAUAUAGAUGUGUGUGGAUCUGUAUUUAUGCAUGGAACAAAGUGAAAUUCGUAGUUUGUCCUUUGAGUUACAUUUCUCUUUCAUUUGAACUUGUCUGUCUUUGUCUCAGAAACUGUUACUGAUGCUUCAAUUUCUUUGCACAAUUAACCAAAGGUGAGGAGCUGAGCUGGCUUUUAGCAGGACGUCAAAUAGUCUUAAAGAAGUGCAAACCAUCAGCAGUGAGGAUCCGGCGUACGGGCCCUCGGCAUGCAGGUGGCACCAAACAUUACUCAGUGUACAAAGCAAUAAAUCCAUAGUAACAGUUCUGGUCAAAUGUUGGAAACAGUCAUUGCGUAACUGUUUUUUAUGCAUUGGUUAAAAGUUGUGUUUUUGUGAUAACAAAUGUAGAAAAUAAACACUUGUAAAGAAAAAAUAGAAAUCUAUGUACAAAAAUAUAGUAAUAGAGCCCAACACAAACACCUUUGGCAAAUACAUGCAAAGCGUUUGUACGAGGGCUGCUCACCAGAUGAGAAUGAUAAAACGAGCUCCGUCUGAGAGGCGGACGCUCUUCUUCAUGUUUCUGUUUUUGUACGGUCCACAUGGAGUUUGUGCUGUUGUUUCUUCCUGUGUCAUUGCUCAGAUUUCAGUUGAAUGUUUUUCAUUACGUGGCCUCACCCUGUUGCCCCACUCAGCCACAUGUACCUUCCCUUUAUGGUCCUGGUUACACUGUCAUAAUAUUCAGUACAUUGGGGAUCAACCCUAAACAGGCAAUCCUACAUUUUCAGCAAUGACAAAUGUGCAACCUGAAGUAGUUGAAAAAACAGUUUCUGUGCCUCUAAAGUUACAGUGUGAUUCUUUGGCUUCUGUUGCUGUGUAAAUUGAAAGGUUUGUUGAUGUCAAAAUGAAAUACUCUAUAUCUCGUUUUUGAUAAAAAAAGAAAACAAA